GUAGAUCUGGAUCCAGAGCCAGAGUCCAGAGUGGAGGGAGGAGGCCAGGCUGGGCCCACCUCAGGCAGAGGCCAUGGACAGCUCUCCCGACUCCGCAGCUCCUCCCUGGAGAUCAGAGAAAAGGAAAUAAGAGAAAAAGGGUCAGAGAUCCUUAGGGAACAGCUGGACGCUGCAAAGAAGGAACUGAAACUAAAAGACAAAGAGUGUGAGCGUCUGUCGCAAGUCAGGAAUCAGUUGGAACAAGAGCUGGAGGAGCUGACGGCCAGUCUGUUUGAGGAAGCUCACAAGAUGGUGCGUGAAGCUAAUGUCAAACAAGCAGCAGCAGAGAAACAGCUGAAGGAGGCUCAGGGGAAGAUUGACGUUCUGCAGGCAGAGGUGACGGCACUCAAGACUCUGGUGUUGACCUCCACACCUUCUUCACCAAACCGUCAGCUGCAUCCUCAGCUGCAGUCUUCAGGUACCAGGGGAGCAUACAAACACGUCGGCGGCCACAUUCGCAACAAGAGCGCCAGCGGAGGCUUUCCGUCCUCAUCUGGAAAACCAGAGCCUUCAUCUGUUUCCAUUCAGCCUGCGGCCAAAGAGGACCGAGAGAUGGACUCAGUUCUGUUUGCAGAGUUUUUGAUGUGGAAGGAACAUCCGAGUCUUGACCGUUCCUCCGCCUUCCUGAGUCGCAUUUAUUUAGAAGACAUCGGACCCUGCCUCUCCUUCACACGAUCCGAGCUGUCCCAGCUGGUUCAGAGCGCAGUGGAAAACAACUCUCUGACUAUCGAGCCUGUGGCCAUGUCCGCAUUACCGAUGGUUAAAGCCUCGGCCGUAGAAUGUGGAGGUCCUAAGAAAUGUGCAUUAAGCGGCAUGUCGCGGCUCUGCCGACAUCGCAUUAAACUCGGCGACAAGGGGAGCUAUUAUUACAUCUCUCCUUCCAGCCGUGCACGGAUCACGGCUGUCUGCAAUUUUUUCACUUAUAUCCGGUACAUCCAGCAGGGGCUCGUGAGACAUGAUGCGGAGCAGAUGUUCUGGGAGGUGAUGCGUCUUCGCAGAGAGAUGACUGUGGCCAAGUUAGGUUUCCACCUCACUGACCAGGGCUAAAGGACCUGACUGUCCACUUAAACACCCACUAGGACAACAUGAUCCCAGGACCUUGAUUACUCAGAACAGUAACUAGGGUAACUGUGGUAACUCACAGGUCAGUUUUUGAUCAGGUUGUGCAGCAUCAGAGCUGCAGCAGAGGGCAACCAACAAGGGAAGCAGAAAAUGUUGACGCGCCACUUUUGGAAAUGCAAUGAGACAAUUAGAAUCAAACCAGCACAGCAAGAAAGACUUAAAAUUCCUUUAAAGAUGGCGUUACACCCAGAAAUGUUUCUCUGUCACACCACAUGCUGGGAAACUAACUACUGUCCUCCAGUAAUCGUCUCCACUAGCGUAGAGAAUGUUUGUUUUUAUUCUUGUGAGCUCUUUAUCUCCCAGGUGGAGGAAACACUUGUCAUGGUAACACAGUUGAUUCUAUGUGUCAUGUUUCAGGCAUUAGGCUGUUGAAAUGAUGAGCACAACACAGAGUUUAGUUGGUUGUUUACCUCAAGUAUUACAGCUAUGUAAUGUGACAGUUAUAUUGUUUUCACAAAGCAGUGAUUCUCAUUGUUUUCUCUGUUUUCACCUUCAUCCAGUGCUCGCUAACAUCUCUUAGUUCAUUAUCAGCUCAAACACCACAGCCAAGACUUUUGUGUCUCAGCAUGGCCUUAAUUAAGUUGAUGCACUCUUGCACUUCCUGGUCUUGAUGCCUUGUGUUAUUAGCCUCAUUCAGCCUCUUGCAAGAACCAGCAUCAUGUUAGGCCUGGAUUUAAUAAUCAGAUGUAUUGUUGAUAAAGUAAUUAUUACACCUCCAUGCACAAAAUAGAGGAGCUUUACAAUAUAGACAGAAAAAAUGAGCUUUAAUGCAAGUGUUUGCAAUACGUUUCAACUGUAGUUUUGCACGUCUACAAUGAACAGUAUGUACAUAGAGUAAAAGCCAUAAAUGACUUUGCAUGAAUGCAAACCAUAGCCAUAUUACACAGUGUAUACUGGUUGUACCUCAUAGUCUAGAUUUGUUAUUAUUAAUGGCCAUUUUUUUUUACAGGUGAAAAUGAAGAAUAUUGUCAGAAAGUGCAAUAACUGCUUCUCAGCCUUAUUGAAGGCUUUGAGGUUCAUAACCUCAGUGUACCGAUAAUUAACUGUAAACGCUCCAUUAAACACAAGGCAUUGUAGCCUGACUCUCA
This is a messenger RNA of Stegastes partitus (bicolor damselfish), 2249 nucleotides long. RefSeq names its product RAB3A interacting protein (rabin3)-like 1 (gene rab3il1). The record is from RefSeq and is a predicted model, not a curated record. Gene Ontology annotation, molecular function: guanyl-nucleotide exchange factor activity. The transcript is spliced from 9 exons. Gene Ontology annotation, cellular component: Golgi to plasma membrane transport vesicle. Gene Ontology annotation, biological process: exocytosis. Lineage: Eukaryota; Metazoa; Chordata; Actinopteri; Pomacentridae. Bases 289 to 1086 code for a protein of 265 amino acids.